GGUCUUAUCAAUGCGGCGCUGACCAGCCCAGAGAUAGUCGUUACCGGCACGCGCUGCCUUCUCCAUUGUUCGGCAGUCGCCGCACACGACUGUGCUGCCGUGACCUGGCUGGCCACCUGAUCCGGUUCUCUGCCUCCGCUGGCGCCUCCUCGUCCUUGUGGCGUCGAGAACCUCGCAGGGCCACCUUUCAGGUUCAGUGAACCCGUCUUUCUUCCUUUAGACAUCGGAUCUUCGACUGCUAGCCAUGGAGGAGAGCAAGAGCACAGACGAGCUGGCGGAGAUGGACGUCGAUGUCAAUGUGGAGGCCGAUAAGUACCAACUGCUGCCGUGUCUGCCCUGGCGGUACGCCAUCGCCAUCGUGGGUCUGUUCGGAUUCGCCUCCGGUUACGCGAUGCGUGUCAACAUGUCGGUGGCCAUAGUGAAGAUGGUGUCCAACCAGUCAUCGGCUCCGCCGAGUGGCCAUACGUGUCCUCGGACCAAUAACGACACAACCGAGUAUAACCCGGACGGAUUCGACUGGGAUGAGUCGGUGCAGGGGAUCGUGCUGAGCAGCUUCUUCUGGGGCUACGCCAUCACCCAGUUCCCGGCCGGCCGGAUAGCCGAGGUGUACGGACCCCGGCUGGUGUUCUUCUGUGGCAUCUUCCUAUCAGCCAUCGGCAGCCUGCUGACGCCCGUCUGUGCAAAUACCAGCUUCGGUCUCCUCAUCGCCUGCCGCUUCAUCAUGGGCCUCGGACAGGCGGUGCUGUACCCAUGUUACCAAGUGGUGGUCAGUAAUUGGGCGCCUCCAAUGGAGAAAAGUCGAAUGACCAUUCUCGGCACAACAGGAAAUACGUGGGGCACCAUCAUUGGUAUGCCGAUUUCUGGACUCCUGGCCGGCUCCAGCCUCGGCUGGGAGUCCGUGUUUUACUUCUUCGGCGUCUCCAGCAUCAUCUGGUGCAUCGUCUGGGCCCUGCUGGUGUACAACUACCCAGAUGAGCACCCGCGCAUCACGCAAAGGGAGCGCAUCCUUAUCGAGACCAAGAAGCACGAGUAUCACACCGCCAUGGGCGGACAUCCUCAUCACGAGCGGCCUCCGGUGCCGUGGAAGGCCAUGUUCACCAGCGUGCCGUUCCUGUCGUCCGUGUUCGCCGCCUUCUGCUACAGCUGGGGCUGGUACAUGCUGCUCACCGAGCUGCCCACCUACAUGAACAACAUCCUGCACUUCAACAUCGACCAGAAUGCGCUUCUGUCUGCACUCCCAUACCUGUUUAUGUGGAUCGUGUCGAACAUCGCCGCUUUUUCACAAGACAAAUUGAUGAAGAGUGAAAAGCUGAGCAAAACUGCCAUUCGAAAGGUGUUUUCAUCCACAGGUCUGGUGUUCUCUGGCGUGUUCAUGGUAGUCGCAUCGUUCGCCGGCUGCGACCACGUCACCGUGGUGGCUCUGCUGUGCGUGGCCGUGGCGCUGGUCGGCCUCAUCGCCUCGUCGCUGCUCACCAACUACCUGGACUUGGCGCCCAACUUUGCCGGUAGCAUGAUGGGCGUCAGCAACACGGUCAUGACGCUGGCCGGCAUCCUGGCGCCCCUCGUCACCGGCGCCAUCGUCACAGGUAACGAGGACGAAGAGCACUGGCGCAUCGUGUUCGGCAUGACGGCCGGCAUCCAGGCGGUGGGCGCGCUGGUAUUCAUCAUAUUCGGCUCGGCGGAGGAGCAGUGGUGGAACCGCCACCCGACCCGCGAGGCGUGGGAGGCCGCCAACAAAAAGGAGACCAACACAGUAGAAAGGUUUUGAGGGGCGUACCAACAUCAUCCAAAGCAGUUUUAGGAGAAAAACAAGGAGAUGGCUUGAGCAUGGCGAUGUUGUCAUGACGGUUCCGCAGACACUGUGCUGGAACUACCCAGUACCCACGGCCGUGGUGGGAUGACAUCAGAAACGCUAACAAACGUCAGUGUUUGGCUCUGAUCUGGUAAAUCCGUGGAACCGACAGCCGCUAACUCUCAGUGCGUUUAUGUCUCAGUGUGUCAGCUGUGCGAAUGGUUAGUCAUCGAUACAGUUAUGCUUGAUUUGUUAACGUUAACCAAUGAAUGCAUGGUGCGACUCGGUGAAGUAGUUUUCAUCUUGCUCCAAUGUAUUUUAAAAACUUGCUGAACCCGACGCCUGCAUAAUCAUCCUGAAAGCACAGCGCCUCCCUUCAGUUUGGCGGAAACUGGAUGUUGUUCAUCUUAUUCUGGACCCACCAACAGACCAGCGUCUACGCGACCAUCAAACUAUCCUAAAAUAAAAUGCUUAUGUUUGAGGGACGGUAACGUCCGUUCCAAAUGCUAUCGAUUAUAUGUGAUGUAGAAAGAACUAUAUGGAUAGCUGUCGGUUAUCAAAUGAAUGUUGUGAAGUAUGUUUAAAAACACAUCAUCAAUACAUUACGACAGAAUA
Molecule: messenger RNA, 2407 nt
Organism: Amphibalanus amphitrite
Lineage: Eukaryota; Metazoa; Arthropoda; Thecostraca; Balanomorpha; Balanidae
Product: putative inorganic phosphate cotransporter
Exons: 11
Coding region: 245-1768 (507 amino acids)
Biological process (GO): monoatomic anion transport; transmembrane transport
Molecular function (GO): transmembrane transporter activity
Source: RefSeq, a predicted model, not a curated record